Messenger RNA from Tribolium madens (black flour beetle), 1298 nucleotides. RefSeq lists its product as uncharacterized. The coding region runs from base 469 to 1071 and encodes 200 amino acids. The record is from RefSeq and is a predicted model, not a curated record. The transcript is spliced from 2 exons. NCBI's taxonomy places the organism in Eukaryota, Metazoa, Arthropoda, Insecta, Coleoptera, Tenebrionidae.
AUACUUCGCAUAUAAAGUCUAUUGCGCCUGUCACUUUUGACAAAACCAACACAAUAGGAAUGGCGGGCCUAAGUGCUGCCAACUUUGAGAUAAAUUAAAUGGCCACUAUGAAUUGACCGCAACUUUAAACGAAAAUUCAAAUAGUCUUAACGUUGGCACCACUAGCAAAGCAAAUCAUUUAUAGAGUAAUUUUUAUAAAGGAAGUUGGCAGUUCCUGUUUUUGUUUUAAUUUGAAAUUAAUGUUAUUAAAUGUUAGCAAAAAAAUCGUCUUAGGGAAGGAAACACAAAAACGGGGACAAAUUCGGUACCGCUAACAGUUUUUGGAAAUUUGGAGACGAAAAGUUUGUAAGCAGAAGUCAGAAAAAGACCAUUAAAUUUAGAUGCAAUUUGUAAUGCAGGUAACUUCAUCUCAUAAUGUCCUAAAUCUUUCCCGAUGACAUUUAACAAACUCUUUUUAAACAUCUAAAAAUGAUCGGCAGACUUUUCGCUUCAAGCACCAUUUUUCGAAGAAUUUUUACAAGUUGUCGGCCUUUACGUAUAUGCACUCUGUCUAAAUUUACAAACACACCAAAGCUCUUCAUUGUUACUUCUUAUCCAAUUUUCUCGAAAGAGCGCUCAAGAGAUACCAUGGAAAACUUUGAUUUGCACUUAAAGGCAGCUUGCGAGAAGGGUGAGGUAGCAAUUACUCAACUGAUGAAUUCGUUUCGCGAACAUAUUUUGGAAACAAGUGAAGCAUAUAAGGAGUGUUUGCAAAAACAGAUAGAGAUUAUUGAUGAAGCUACCAAAGUGGGUGCUAUGUCGGCAAAAUGGGAUGAGUUGCCCGAAUAUAGAAGUAUAGCAACCGAUUUGAGUCAACAAUUGAACACUUUUGCUGCUACAGUUCACACUAUUGGAGAAAUAGCCAAAAAUGAAACUUUGCAAUACAUCACGCAACAACAGAAGCAGUUUCAGUUGAUCGGCAAGAAGACCAAAGAACUGGAAAAGUUACUUACGACUCAAAUGGAAGAAAUAAAAAAAUUAGAGUCAAAACUAUUAAUCAAGAGUCGGGAAAGUAUACAGAAGUCGAAAUAAACUAUUCAUAAAAUGUACUUUUUAAAUAAUAAAAAUCUCAUUAAUGUCGCAUUUUUUGUUUGUUGCUUUCUAUUUCCGCUUUUUGUUACAGAAAGUAUGAGCACUCAAAAGGGUAACACCCAAAGGAGUCGGUCCCAAAAACACCAAAAUAAGACAGCUUUCAAAAACACUCUCCACGACACAAGUCAGCGUACAAAACUCAUAAACAAUGUCCAAAUUAGCGAUGU